AUGACUGGGAAGAGUGAAGCUGGUGAUUAUUUCCUGGCCUUGCUUGCGAAGGAAGUAAUACACCCUUCUGGGCCAGGUGAUGAUAUACAGUUGGCUUCUCUCCUUGAUCCUUCUGAGCAACCCUUAGCUGUUUCUACGCCGUAUGGAAAUGUUGACCCCGUGGAUGCUGCUGAGCUGACGGCAGCAAGGAGCUCUGACUCUGAAGAAGCAUUUGAGACCCCGGAGUCCACUACACCGGUUAAGGCACCACCUUCACCUCCGCAGCCACCCCCCGAAGCGGCGGCGGCAGCAGCAGUUGUAGCAGACAUAGCAGAACAAGAAAUAAAACCCCAGCUGCCCUUGGAAGACACAGCAUUAUGUUCAGAAACUGUACCCGUAACUGAUGUGUCACACAGUGAAUCAGUUGAAGAAAGCCCCUUCCGUCCCCCUUCCCAUUCGUUUUCCACCGUCUUCGAUGAGGACAAGCCAAUAGCCAGCAGUGGAACUUACAACUUGGACUUUGAUAACAUUGAGUUGGUUGAUUCUCUCCAUGCCUUAGGACCAAGCUCUCCAGAAUCGAAGACUCGUGAUCCCAAAGCGAAUGUUCGAAGAAAAUCUACCGAUUCAGUCCCAGUUUCCAAAUCUACGUUGUCUCGAUCUCUUAGCUUGCAAGCAAGUGAUUUUGAUGGAGCAUCUUAUCUUGGCAAUAGUGAGACGUUAGCACCGGCAGCAGAUGUGUACGGUACUGGCUCAAGUAGUGCUUCUAGUACCCUUAAGAGAACAAAGAAAUCCAGACCAGCUUCCUUAAAAAAGAAGCAGUCAGCAAAAAAACCUCUGGAUGCUCCACCAGUGAAGGAAACACCACAGGAACCGUCUGACCUUGGCCAAGUAACUUGUGCCCCAGGUGAGGAUAAACCAGUAUCUGAAGCAAAGGCUGACUUGGUAAAGCCCGAAUGUACUGAACCUUCUAAAAUCUCUGCUGAGAAACAGGAGGCCCCGCCUGUGCCUGAAGGAUCCUACCCGUUGGAUCCAGACAGUUUUGAAGGGAUUAGUGCGUUUAGCACUGGAGGCAGCAAAGUACAAAACUCUCCCCCUGCCAAUAAGAAAACGCUACCUCUUACAACGGCACCGGAGGCUGUGGAGGUGACUCCGCCUGACACUGGAGGACAAGAAGACCCUCCAGUCAAAGGCAUUGCGGUGAGGCUGGAGUUUGAUUAUUCUGAAGAAAAAGGGGUGAGUGAAGACCAGCAGGAGAGUACUCCUCCUCCCAAAAAAGUAGGUAAAAAGCCUGGUGCUAAAAUGCCACUACGGAGGCCAAAGACUAAAAAGUCAGUGGAAAAGCUUGACAAUGCUCCAACCACACCGACCAAGUCACCCACUGAUCCAAAUGAAAUCCCCAUUACAAAAGGCUCUUACACUUUUGAUAUUGAUAAGUGGGAUGAUCCCAAUUUUAACCCAUUCUCAUCUAGUACAAAAAUGCAAGAAUCGCCCAAGCUGCCUCAACAGACAUACAGUUUUGAGCCAGACAUGUGUGAGGACUCUAUUGACCCUUUCAAGUCAUCUUCUAAGAUAGCCAGCUCACCCUCUAAAUCGCCAGCUUCCUUUGAGAUACCAGCCAGUGCCAACGAAACAAAUGGAACUGAUGGAGACAGCUUGAAUAAGCCUGCGAAAAAGAAGAAGACGCCACUAAAAACGAUGGUAGAAGAUGUGAUGUCUGUAUGUUCUCUGUUUGAUACAUUUAGGGUGAAAAAAUCACCAAAAAGAUCCCCACUAUCUGAUCCUCCUUCUCAGGAUCCCACUCCAUUGCCUACUCCAGAAACACCUCCCGUCAUAUCCACGGUGGUUCAUGCGACCGAUGAGGAGAAGCUGGCGUCGUCAGUGACCAGUCAGAAAUGGACCUGCAUGACUGUGGACCUGAACACGGACAAGCAGGAUUACCCCCAACCGUCUGAUCUGUCUACAUUUGUUAAUGAGACUAAGUUCAGCUCUCCUACAGAGGAAUUGGAAUAUGGCAACUCAUAUGAAAUAGAAUAUAUGGAGAAAAUAGGCUCCUCUGUGCCUCAGGAUGAUAGCACCCCGAAGAAACAAUCUUUAUACCUAAUGUUUGAUGCACAGCAGGAGAGCCCAGUCAAAUCACCUCCCAUCAGGCUGUCUGAUUCCACAACACCAUGCUCAGGGUCAAGUUUUGAAGACCCUGAAGCCCAGCAAUCCUCUGGAAUGAAAAUACAACAUCCAGCGUCCCGAGUCCUAGCUGCCAGCCAAGAGGCACACUUACAGUCACCUGACAAGUCAAAGCAGAAAGACCUAGAGCCCAUGACCCUAGGAACAACUCCAGAGGCUAUUGAAAUAACAUCUCCUGAAGACUCCUUUGUCUCUGCUGAUGCUCUUCUCAAUAGGAUAUCUAAGAAAACCUCAAUAUGUGAUCAGCCUGAAUAUCUAGAUCCUGACUUAGCAGAAAAGAACCCCCCAGUAUUUGCUCAGAAACUUCAGGAGGAGUUAGAGUUUGCUGCAAUGAGGAUAGAAGCACUGAAGUUAGCCAGGCAGAUUACCCUGUCUUCUUUCUGCUCCGAGGACACACAGAGAGAACCUGCUAUCCCAGCAGAUGUUUCCAUCUCUAAAAGUGCACUGUAUUCCCGGAUCGGCACCUCGGAUGCAGAAAGCACCACGGGUCUUCUCUACCCCCAGCAAGACUUAGACUCUGCACUACGACUCGCCAGAGCGGAGAUUGUGGCCAAGGAAAGAGAAGUAUCUGAGUGGAAAGAGAAAUAUGAAGAAAGCAGAAGGGAAGUGAUGGAAAUGAGGAAAAUAGUUUCAGAAUAUGAGAAGACGAUUGCUCAGAUGAUAG
Balearica regulorum gibbericeps (East African grey crowned-crane) is the source of this 2824-nucleotide messenger RNA. The record is from RefSeq and is a predicted model, not a curated record. Lineage: Eukaryota; Metazoa; Chordata; Aves; Gruiformes; Gruidae.